This is a messenger RNA of Atta colombica, 1020 nucleotides long. It is a transcript of the gene mRpS5, whose product is annotated as 28S ribosomal protein S5, mitochondrial-like. Lineage: Eukaryota; Metazoa; Arthropoda; Insecta; Hymenoptera; Formicidae. Gene Ontology annotation, cellular component: ribosome. The transcript has 3 exons. Bases 50 to 814 code for a protein of 254 amino acids. Gene Ontology annotation, molecular function: RNA binding; structural constituent of ribosome. Gene Ontology annotation, biological process: translation. The record is from RefSeq and is a predicted model, not a curated record.
CUUUGAUGGCUUUGAUACUUGGGUACUGGAAAGCAAAAUAGUAAAUCAUAUGACUGGUAAUUUAGGGCGCAAGAGCAGGAUCAGUAUAUUUGCCAUAACUGGAAAUGGAAAUGGUGUGGCUGGAUUUGCACUAACGAAAGCACCUGUACAGAAAGCAGCGAUAAAAAUGGCUAAGAAUAAGGCGGGUCAAAGAUUGAUGUAUAUUUCUAGAUGCAAGGAGCAUACUGUAUUACAUGAUUUUGUUACACAAUUUGGAACCACAAAGAUAUAUGUAAAGAAAAUGCAUGAAGGAUACGGACUUGUCUGCCAUCGUGCGAUAAAAGCAUGUUGCGAAGCGAUUGGUAUAAAAGAUAUGUAUGCCAAAAUAGAAGGUUCUAUAAAUUUACAGCAUAUUAUAAAAGCUUUCUUUAUUGGUUUAUUGCAACAGAAAUCGUAUCAACAACUAGCGGACGAAAAACGAUUGCACGUAGUUGAGUUUAAAUCAGAAAACGGAAAUUAUCCAGAAGUAAUCGCUUCGCCAUCGAAAGUUAGAAAGUCAGAAGAAGUGAAGUCGCAUGAGAUUCUCGAUUUUACUCAAUAUGUUUUGGGUGGCAAAGUAAUAUUGCAAAAAAAGAAAUAUCCUCCAUUUUAUACUAAACAUCCAUUGUACAAAACAAAAUUGGUAAAAUUGGAACGAUUGAGGAACUUUGAUGAAACGAGGAUAAAAUUAAUGGCAGAAUACGGAGCAUUGCAUAGUUUUCUGACUGAAAAGUAUCCGGAGGCAAAGCUGCGUCCUAAGCCAAAGCGAAGCGAGAGCAAUGAAACGGAAGAAUAGAGAAUGUAUCUGAUUGUUAUGUUCUGUGUAUGAAUGCUUAAAAUAAAGCCUUUAUAAGAUUAUGUUCUUAUAUUGAAGUAUGCACAUUUAAAUAUUCAGAUUUUUACUUCAACGGUGCAUGCUUCGUUUAUGAGUUUAUGUGUGAAAGAUUAAAAAUAAAUGUAUGAUAAUUUUUAAAUAAAUUUUAAAUGGCUGCAGGAAAAACA